Messenger RNA from Chlorocebus sabaeus (green monkey), 2819 nucleotides. Lineage: Eukaryota; Metazoa; Chordata; Mammalia; Primates; Cercopithecidae. The record is from RefSeq and is a predicted model, not a curated record.
AAUUCAGCACUAAAACCAGUGUGAGAAGCAGUAUGUGUGAGCGUGUGUGUGUGUGUAUGUGUGUGUCGGGGGGGUGUGAAAUGUGUUUUUCAAAGUACUGAGAGGUUGGUUGAUGGGACUGUUUGAUUAGCUCCUCUGAGAAGAAGAGAAAAGAUUUUUGGACCUCUCCCUGUUUCUUCCUUAGAAUAAUUUGGAUGGGAUUUGUGAUGCAGAAAAGCCUAAGGGAAAAAGAAUAUUCAUUCUGUGUGGUGAAAAAUUUUUGAGAAAAAAAUCGCUUUCUUCAAACAAGGGUGUCAUUCUGAUAUUUAUGAGGACUGUUGUUCUCACUAUGAAGGCAUCUGUUAUUGAAAUGUUCCUUGUUUUGCUGGUGACUGGAGUACAUUCAAACAAAGAAACGUCAAAGAAGAUUAAAAGGCCCAAGUUCACUGUGCCUCAGAUCAACUGCGAUGUCAAAGCUGGAAAGAUCAUCAAUCCUGAGUUCAUUGUGAAAUGUCCAGCAGGAUGCCAAGACCCCAAAUUCCAUGUUUAUGGCACUGACGUGUAUGCAUCCUACUCCAGUGUGUGUGGUGCUGCUGUCCACAGUGGUGUACUUGAUAACUCAGGAGGGAAAAUACUUGUUCGGAAGGUUGCUGGACUGUCUGGUUACAAAGGGAGUUACUCCAACGGUGUCCAAUCGUUAUCUCUACCACGAUGGAGAGAAUCCUUUAUCGUCUUAGAAAGCAAACCCAAAAAGGGUGUAACCUACCCAUCAGCUCUUACAUACUCAUCAUCCAAAAGUCCAGCUGCCCAAGCAGGUGAGACCACAAAAGCCUAUCAGAGGCCACCCAUUCCAGUGACAACUGCACAGCCGGUCACUCUGAUGCAGCUUCUGGCUGUCACUGUAGCUGUGGCCACCCCCACCAUCUUGCCAAGGCCAUCCCCUUCUGCUGCUUCUACCACCAGCAUCCGCAGACCAGAGCCUGUGGGCCACAGGAGCCAGGAGACGGAUCUCUGGUCCACUACCACCUACACAAGCAGCCAAAACAGGCCUGGAGCCGAUCCAGGUAUCCAAAGGCAAGAUCCUUCAGGAGCUGCCUUCGAGAAACCUGUUAGAGCGGAUGUCAGCCUGGGAGAGAUGGACUCAUGGAAACCUGGAUCAGUCCUUUUAGAUGAAGGACGUGUUCCAAAAGAAGAAUUGAGCACACAGUCUUUGGAGCCAGUAUCCCUGGGAGAUCCAAACUGCAAAAUUGACUUGUCGUUUUUAAUUGAUGGGAGCACCAGCAUUGGCAAACGGCGAUUCCGAAUCCAGAAGCAGCUCCUGGCUGGUGUUGCCCAAGCUCUUGACAUUGGCCCUGCUGGUCCACUGAUGGGUGUUGUCCAGUAUGGAGACAACCCUGCUACCCACUUUAACCUCAAGACACACAUGAAUUCUCGAGACCUGAAGACAGCCAUAGAGAAAAUCACCCAGAGAGGAGGACUUUCCAAUGUAGGCCGGGCUAUCUCCUUUGUGACCAAGAACUUCUUUUCCAAAGCCAAUGGAAACAGAAGCAGCGCUCCUAACGUGGUGGUGGUGAUGGUGGAUGGCUGGCCCACGGACAAAGUGGAGGAGGCUUCGAGACUUGCGAGAGAGUCAGGAAUCAACAUUUUCUUCAUCACCAUUGAAGGUGCUGCUGAAAAUGAGAAGCAGUACGUGGUGGAGCCCAACUUUGCAAACAAGGCCGUGUGCAGAACAAACGGAUUCUACUCGUUUCACGUGCAGAGCUGGUUUGGCCUCCACAAGACCCUGCAGCCUCUGGUGAAGCGGGUCUGCGACACCGACCGCCUGGCCUGCAGCAAGACCUGCUUGAACUCUGCCGACAUUGGCUUCGUCAUCGACGGCUCCAGCAGCGUGGGGACGGGCAACUUCCGCACUGUUCUCCAGUUUGUGACCAACCUCACCAAAGAGUUUGAGAUUUCCGACACAGACACGCGCGUCGGGGCCGUGCAGUACACCUACGAACAGCGGCUGGAGUUUGGGUUCGACCAGUACAGCAGCAAGCCCGACAUCCUCAACGCCAUCAAGAGGGUGGGCUACUGGAGUGGUGGCACCAGCACGGGAGCUGCCAUCAACUUCGCCCUGGAGCAGCUCUUCAAGAAGUCCAAGCCCAACAAGAGGAAGUUAAUGAUCCUCAUCACUGACGGGAGGUCCUACGACGACGUCCGGAUCCCAGCCAUGGCUGCCCAUCUGAAGGGAGUGAUCACCUAUGCGAUAGGCGUUGCCUGGGCUGCCCAGGAGGAGCUGGAAGUCAUUGCCACUCACCCCGCCAGGGACCACUCCUUCUUUGUGGACGAGUUUGACAACCUCUACCAGUAUGUCCCCAGGAUCAUCCAGAACAUUUGUACAGAGUUCAACUCACAGCCUCGGAACUGAAUCCAGAGCGGGCAGAGCACCAGCAAGUGCUGCUUUACUGACUGACGCUUUGGACAACCCCAGCGCUUGAUGGGGCACGCACGGGGCAUCAAGGCUUGGGCAGGGCGUGGGGAGACAGAUGUCUUGUUGUUAUUCUUUGCCAUCGUGCUUUUUCAUACUCCAAAACUUGGAGUUAGAAAGAUGAUCACAAUUGUAUAGAAAGAGCCAAAAGGCUACAUCAUGUUGAGGGUCCUGGAGAUUUUACAUUAUGACAAUUGUUUUCAAAAUAAAUGUUCAGAACACAGUGCAGCCCUUACGACAGACUUACAUAGAGCUCUUCUGAGAUUUUUAAGUUGCUUCUCAUGAGAACUCUGUAACCCUCAGCAAGUUUCAUUUUUCUCAUGACAAUGUAGGAAUUGCUUAAUUAAAUGUUUAGAAGGAUUACAUGCAA